UCCAUCAGAAAAAUACUUGUGUUGAGAAAUUUGAUCCGUUAUUUUGGAUUUGUUGAUCUUUAAACAUCCAAACAUCUUCUUCCUGCACCUGCCGGCAAAUGUUCUUCAUGUCGAACAAGUUGGAACUUGGCCAGGCCUCUGAGAAGCUGCUGUCGAGAAAGGCUGCAUGCAACAGCCACGGGCAGGAUUCGUCCUACUUCUUGGGGUGGCAGGAGUUCGAGAAGAACCCCUACGAUCCAAUCGCCAACACAGGAGGGAUCAUUCAGAUGGGUCUUGCAGAAAACCAGCUCUCAUUCGAUCUCAUCGAGUCAUGGCUUGAAGACCACCCUGACCUCACCGGAUUCAAGAAAGAUGGUGGUUUGGUGUUCCGGGAGCUUGCUCUGUUCCAGGACUAUCAUGGCUUGCCAGCUUUCAAGAAUGCAUUGGCUAGAUAUAUGGGAGAAGUCAGAGGAAACAAAGUAAGUUUCGAGCCCAGCAAGCUCGUCCUCACGGCUGGUGCCACUUCUGCCAACGAGACUCUCAUGUUCUGUCUUGCCGACCCUGGAGAAGCGUUCCUUCUCCCAACUCCGUACUAUCCAGGGUUCGACAGGGACCUCAAAUGGCGAACCGGCGUGGAGAUCGUUCCCAUCCACUGCUCGAGCUCGAAUGGCUUCCGAAUCACCCGAGCGGCACUGGAGGCGGCACUCCGACGUGCGCAGAAGCGUAGACUGAGAGUGAAAGGAGUGCUGGUGACCAACCCGUCCAACCCACUGGGGACGACGCUGACCCGACAAGAACUGGACACCCUCGUCGACUUCGCCGUUGCCAAUGACAUCCACCUCAUCAGCGACGAGAUCUACUCCGGCACCACCUUCGGCUCGCCGGGUUUCGUCAGCAUCGCCGAGGCCACCAAGGGCAGGGACGACGUCUCCCAUCGCAUUCACAUCGUGUGCAGUCUCUCCAAGGAUCUCGGCCUCCCUGGCUUCCGCGUCGGCGCAAUCUAUUCGGACAACGAGGCCGUCGUGUCCGCCGCCACCAAGAUGUCGAGCUUCGGGCUGAUCUCUUCGCAGACGCAGUACCUCCUGGCGGCGCUGCUAUCAGACAAGGAAUUCACCGAGACGUACGUCCGCGAGAGCCAGAAGCGGCUCAAAGAACGCCACGACAUGCUCGUGGAAGGGCUCCGGCGAAUCGGGAUCGGUUGCUUGGAGGGCAACGCAGGGUUGUUCUGCUGGGUGGACAUGAGGCACCUGCUGAGGUCGAACACCUUCGAAGGGGAGAUGGAACUGUGGAAGAAGAUCGUGUAUCGAGUAGGACUCAACAUCUCGCCGGGUUCUUCCUGCCACUGCGACGAACCAGGGUGGUUUCGCGUCUGCUUCGCCAACAUGUCCGAGGACACCCUGGAGCUCGCCAUGAGGCGGCUCGAGAGCUUCGUGGAUUCCUGCCAUCGGCGCCGCCCAAGACGGCAAUUCUUGGCCAAAUGGGUGCUCGGCUCAGCCUCAUCGUCUGCCGAUCGCAAGUCCGAGCGAUAACGCCUGCUAAGCUGCCAGUGACUGCAUGCAUGAUCACUCCUACUACGAUUCUUUAAAUUCGUUCAUCGAUCAUACUACAUUAUUUUGUUUUUCUUGAUUCUUUUUUCCUUGAAGCCCCCGAUCUGCUUGGGUUUUAAGGUGACCGAUGUUUCAUUCAUUGCUACUAUUCCUUUGUUUUUGAGUUCGCAAUAAUGUAUCGUAUUACUACUAUUCAUUGGAUACGAUUCGAUGUAAUACUCAAUGGAAAGAAAUAAGUACAGAAAAUAUAGAAUGGAUCAUGA
This is a messenger RNA of Musa acuminata subsp. malaccensis (wild Malaysian banana), 1789 nucleotides long. It is a transcript of the gene MA-ACS3, whose product is annotated as 1-aminocyclopropane-1-carboxylate synthase 1. Gene Ontology annotation, biological process: amino acid metabolic process; biosynthetic process. Lineage: Eukaryota; Viridiplantae; Streptophyta; Magnoliopsida; Zingiberales; Musaceae. The record is from RefSeq and is a predicted model, not a curated record. Gene Ontology annotation, molecular function: pyridoxal phosphate binding; transaminase activity.